AUGGGGUCAUUGGGUGAGCGAAAAAGGAUUCAGCUGCCCCAUGUAGUGGUGUUUCCUUGCCCAGGCCAGGGCCAUAUGAAUCCAUUAAUGGAGUUUGCCAAGAGACGUGCCUAUAGAAACCUCCAUGUGACCUUCAUCGCCACAGAGAGAGUUAGAGAGCGAAUGAUACAAGCUCAGGAAGGGGCUGCUAUUCAUGUGACCAGUGCAUUGCAGAAUAUCAGAAUUGAAACAAUCUCAGAUGGGCUUUCUCCUGAUUGUGAGGAGACGAAUGAUGUAGACAUGAGAAUGGAUUUGAUGAAAAAGGUGGGAGGUCUUACAUUCCAACGAGUGAUAGAGAGGCUCAAUUCUCAAGGUCAUACAAAUAAAGUCUCUUGCAUUGUCUACGAUUCUCUGCUCAACUGGGUUCCUCAUAUUGCAAACAAGUUUAACAUUACUUCAGCGUUUUUCUGGACGCAAUCCUGUGCAGUUUAUGCCAUCUAUUAUCAUUUUUACACAGGAAUGGUGAAAGCAAAAGAUGAAACAGAGAAUGUGAGAGAUGUGAUAGAAAUACCAGGGCUUCCACAACUAUGCCAAUCAGACACGCCAUCCUUUCUACAGUCUUCAAAUCCAUGUGAAUCGUUGUUGAGGCUGGUAAUGGACCAAUUCAGUACCAUUUUUCAGGCUACAUGGAUAUUAGGAAACUCCUUCAAUGAACUGGAAAUGACAGAGAUACAAUCCAUCAAUUCACUUAUUCCAAUCGUAACUGUAGGUCCUCUUGUUCCCUCGGCUUUCUUAGAUGGAAACAAUCCACAAGACCAAGAUGUUGGCAUACAUCUCUGGAAAACAGAAAAUUGUAUAGACUGGCUUAAUACAAAGGAAGCCUCAACUGUUGCAUAUGUUUCAUUCGGCAGUGUAGCUGUCCUGUCCAAAGAGCAGAUCAUAGAAAUAGCCCUUGGGUUGAAGGCUAGUAGGUAUUCCUUUUUGUGGGUGAUUCGUCCUGAUCAGAACAAAGAAGGAAAAAACAAUGUACAUGAUUUUCUAAAUGGUUUCCUUGAGGAUACUAUUGAUCAAGGGCUAGUUGUGUCAUGGUGUUCACAGGCAGCAGUUCUUAAUCAUCCUUCUGUGGGUAUGUUUGUUACACAUUGUGGAUGGAAUUCUACAUUAGAGAGCCUUAGCUCAGGGUUACCUGUCGUAACUAUUUCUCAAUGGAGCGAUCAAACAACCAAUUCUAAGUAUAUUGAAGAGGUGUGGAAAACCGGUAUAAGAUUGAAUAAAACAGCAUAUGGGCUAGUUGGAAAAGAUGAGAUUGAGAAAUCUGUUAAGACAGUUAUGGAAAGUGAAGAUGGUGUGGAAUUGAGGAAGAAUGCUUUGAAAUGGAAGACAUUAGCAAAGGAAGCAAUGAUGAAAGGUGGGUCUUCUGAUAAGAAUAUUGAGUGGUUUAUUCGUGAGGUCAUUGGUAGAACAGCAGCGGCUUGA
Molecule: messenger RNA, 1455 nt
Organism: Cryptomeria japonica (Japanese cedar)
Lineage: Eukaryota; Viridiplantae; Streptophyta; Pinopsida; Cupressales; Cupressaceae
Product: UDP-glycosyltransferase 74E1-like
Exons: 2
Coding region: 1-1455 (484 amino acids)
Molecular function (GO): UDP-glycosyltransferase activity
Source: RefSeq, a predicted model, not a curated record